UGAUAACGAGAUAGAGGAGCCUUACAACACUGAAGCCAAGAGACAGAGGGAUGAGAUAGAAACGGUUGCAGCACGUAUCUGCAUUCAUUAUAGCCUAAUUAUUAAAUGAAGUGGGACAUAUCCUAUGUAUUGACUAAAAGCCUAGCAAAGCCAUAAAAUGCGUAUUUUCAUAUGUUCAUGGAUCUUUUGAUCUGCCAAAAAAAUUUUACUCAGGCGGCGCUAUUUCAGUGUUGUUGAACUAGAUAGAUAAGUUAUUUUCUCAUAAUUAUUGAUUUCUUACGCGCCAACCUGAAGUUCAUCGUUAUCAUCUUGGCCGCCGGGAUGGUGGCCUUCGUUGGAGCAGUCAUCUGCAUCAUAGCCGCGGUCCAUACCGGCUCCGCUGCCGAAUCUACCCAGCAGCCUGUGGCAGACAACCAGUCGCAGUCUCCAUACGCUGGAGUGCAGCAGACUUUCCCCGGCGGCUCCGUGGCGCGAGCGGGUCCCCUGGGCGCUAUCCAUGGUUCUGAAAGGCAGCACGGAGAAGCGCCCACCUUCUUCCACGUCGCCAGCGGCUCAGAUGCCAUUGGUGGAACUAGGCAGGUUAGCCGACUUAUCUGCACCCCAGUCCCCGCCGGAGAAUGCAACCCCAAAAACUUUCAGCAACAAGCCGACGACCCGUCGCUGUACGCCGGCGAGGACUGGGGAUACCUCCGCACCACGGCAGAGGAACUCAAACAGACAGUGCUCCAGCAGAAGGACCAGAUUAUCACCGACCAGCGAACCAUUAGGGAUCUGUCAGGCAAGCUUUCGGAGUGUGAGAGCGGAAUAGAGGGGCGUAGAGGCGCGGGGCUCUGGGGAGGUAAGAGGGUAGAUGAGGGCCGGCUCGUGGUUCGGGACAGUGCUCCGUCGUCGACUGUGGCACAGCUGCUAACCGCUCAGGCUGUGGACGAGCUGGAACAGGCUAUCGUUCAGAUGAAAGACCGCAUAGAGAAACUGGAGUCAGAUAUCGGACCGCUGGCGUUCCCUCACAACCACACAGAUGCAGCAACUGCGAUGACUUCAAGAAGUGGUGUUGGUGGGCUCUCUGAGGCCCCUGAUGGUUGGGGUGAGGCAGGGCCAGGGGGACAGGUAGGGGAUGGACCAAAGCAGUGGUCAUGGAUGGAGGAUCUGGAAGGAGAGCUUGAGAGGAAGCUGGAACUCCUGGAGAAGGAAAGGAAGGCAUUGCGAAAGGAAUCCCAAAGACACAGGCAGGAGAUCGACCAGGGGAUGAACUCCCUACACCACCGCAUCGCUGGCCUGGAGGAGGGACUCUCAGAGUACACCUAUCCCGAGGGCUACAAGCUGUCCUUCCCAGCGCGUACCAACUAUAUGUACGCAGUGGUGCAGCACCCCAUCCCUGAGCUGCGUGCCUUCACCGUGUGCCUCUGGCUGAGACCCACCGAGGGGGGCAUCGGCACCCCUUUCUCCUACGCUGUAGCGGAGCAGCCAAACGAGCUAGUUCUGCUGCAGGGCAUGCAUACCCCUGUGGAGCUGCUCAUUAACGACAAGGUGGCGCAGUUACCUCUGAACCUGUCUCGGGGCAGCUGGCACCACAUCUGUGUAAGCUGGAGCCAGAGAGGUGGGGCGUGGCAGGCCUACCAGGGGGGCAAGCUGAGAGGAGAGGGGCAGGGCCUGGCAGCCUGGCACCACAUCAGGCCUGGGGGAGUCCUCAUCCUGGGGCAGGAACAGGACACUCUGGGCGGGCGUUUUGACUCGUCCCAGGCCAUGGUGGGGGAGCUAUCCCAGUGGAACGUAUGGGAGCAGGUCCUGACCCCCAGCGAGGUGUCCAGCCUGGCCCACUGCAGCCAGCACAGCCCCCAGCCAAAGGGUAACGUGGCCCCCUGGACCAACCGGGAAGUAGAGGUGUUCGGAGGAGCCACCAAGGUGCCCAUGGAGCCCUGCUCUGCCAAACUCACCAACACCCCACUGUGAGGGGAAGGGUGAUAUAGGAUCCAGGGACCUUAUUUACAAAGCGUCUCAGAGUAGGACAAGUGAUUGGGGAAAAAUCAAUACAGUUACAUAUCGCAAUAUUCUUUUGGACAAUAUUAUAGUGAUACUUUUUGUUGUUGUUGCUAGGUAGUGUUAGCUAGCACUAGUCAGCUAUGCCUGCGCCAAAACGCUGGUAUUUUGUUGUUCUCCAUCUUCUUUUUAAAUAGUGAGCCAACAUGUUUUCAAUGCUUUUAAUUCCAUGACUGAUCAAAACUCAUUUUCUCAUGCUCUCUUGUCUCUCUUCAGCAGACAUAUAGAGAGCAAUAUCUUUGGAACAUCAAAUUGCAAUAAAAUUGCAGUAUCGAAUCGCAAUACAUAUAGAAUUGUGAGAAUCAGUAUUGUCACCUAAGUAUCAUGAUAAUAUUCGUGAGAUCCCUGGCAAUUCCCAGCCAUACAUGUCCUAUUAUACAUUAUUUAUUAUGAUCUAAUAGGCAAAGCUGAUUUUUCAUCAGCAUUUCUACUUUGAGACUGAGAGUCCUGAGCUGUGUUCAGUAGGGCAAAACAUUGUGGAGGUAACAUAUUUCUAUCUGAACAACUAGUUAUGUAGAACAGCAGGAAUGCCUCACUGACAUGUAGAUUAAGGAAUCAUGUCAGCUAUAUUCAUCACAUUUCUAUCUGCAAUGUUCGGUAUAUUGUACAUUGUGAAUUUGUGAAGUGAAUUUAUGGGUGGCGCUUGGGUGAAAGGGAGUAAGGGAAUAGGGGAAUGAGGCACGUGGUUAGAAGUGGGAGUAACACUGGUUUUGUAACUGCUCAUAAAGACUUUAUUUAUCCCUCAAGGGGUAAUUUUGUUUUGUUUUGCAUGUUUUAUUUAUCUAUGUUUUACAUCUAUUGUUGAUUAAGUUUAUUCAGAGCUACAGGACACAGAGUGGGUAGGCUAGGCAUACAUACUUUUGAACUGCUGCUUUGGACUUGGUCUAUGGCCAGGCACUAGGUCCGAUGAGCCUAUUUUGUUUUCUCAAUAGGAGCAAACAAUUGGGUAUCUAUAGCUUUCUCUAUCAUCUGACUUGUGUUUAACUGAAGGGGAUAACUUAAGUGUACAUUAUGAUUUUAUAUAACAUUUUAUAUACAGACAUUAAGAACACACAAUCGUGUCUGUAUAGCAUUGAUUUUUUAAAUAAUUUUUUGUAUCAACUUGUUUCAAAACAGCAUUCUUACUGUAUCUCUUUUCAUAUUCCUUCUCGUUAACAUUUGUAUAAAUAGUCUAUCUUAGUAAUACAGCAUGUCUAAUCAUUCCCUAUGACUAAUAAGAACUACAGAAAUAGAGAUAUGAACAAAUCUCUUUGGCACUAAUUCAAAUUCAAUAACUGUAUCCAGUAAUGUCAAUGUGUGGCUUGAAUUGAUCCAGAAAAUAUGUCUUAGACUUGGGCAGUGCUAUUAACCCAAGCUCAUUGAAUAACUUUGUUGCACAAUAUGGUAUAGCACAAAGUUUGAUACUUUCUAGAACACCAGAAUAGGUAUUGGUACCAAGUUGUACUGUCAUGUAUAAACUGUGUUAUAUAAUACUUUUAUAUUCAAUGUAAACAGUGAUAUGAAUAACAAUGGGUUUAAAUGCAUGUCAUUAUACUGCAUACAUGUAUUCAUUUUACAUAUCAAUGCACAUUCAUAUAUAAUUCAAUGUAUUAAAGCCCUCUUAAUCUU
This is a messenger RNA of Salmo salar (Atlantic salmon), 3645 nucleotides long. Its product is annotated as neuronal pentraxin-2. NCBI's taxonomy places the organism in Eukaryota, Metazoa, Chordata, Actinopteri, Salmoniformes, Salmonidae. The record is from RefSeq and is a predicted model, not a curated record.